Naegleria fowleri is the source of this 3552-nucleotide messenger RNA. RefSeq lists its product as uncharacterized. The coding region runs from base 1 to 3552 and encodes 1183 amino acids. The transcript has a single exon. NCBI's taxonomy places the organism in Eukaryota, Heterolobosea, Eutetramitea, Acrasida, Naegleriidae. The record is from RefSeq and is a predicted model, not a curated record.
AUGGAUCACUCAUCGCUUCCGAAUCAAGAAACAUCAUCAAAUAACAAUAAUAACAGCAGCAGUAAACAAGUGUCCAUUCUUUCCACCUCUCCAUCCUCUCAUAAUUCAUCCUCCAUUCUUUCCACCUCUCCCACAUUUUUCCCUCAACCAUCUUUUAGUAAUGAUGUAGUUUCUCAACAUCACAAGACCACUUCAUCAGGAAUGAACCUUUUGAGCUCUUACAAGGAAAGAAAAUAUAAAUACUAUCAUACACACCAACAUCAGUCAUCCAGUAGUAACAACAACAGUAUCAACAGCACUUCCGAUCGAAAAUUUACUUCUGAUGAACCACGGUCUAUUCAUAAGCCUCAUCAAACAAGUUCCAACUCACAGAACAAGCAACAAGUAACAGAAGUAGUAUUACCCCAACAUGGCAACAGUGCCCCAUCAUCUUCAGCUGUCACUGAAAAUUCAAGGAGUCCAGGAACCAAGUCCAGGUCUCGUUCUGUGAAUGAGCAUUCUGCUCCGAUUAAUUUAUUUGAAGAAAAAGAAAAGAGCCUUACAUCAAACAUGAAUGCUGGCCAUAAGAGGAGCAGCUCUUUUGAGGAUUUAUCUUCUGCUCCCAAGUCUGACAGUGAACAGCUUAACAAAUCGGUCAAUACAGCAAAUAAGAAGCGUACCGUUCAUCACCAACGUGACAAAUUUCUAUUCGAUGGUGACAAACUUUUGAAGAAACCAUCACCAAUGAGAACCAGGUCUGAAAAUACUACUGUUCACUUCAACAAGUUGUCACCUGAUAUGAUAGAUCCUCGGUACAGUUUAAAGAUUGAACCCACUCAAGAUUUAGUUUCAUAUUCCAUGGACUUAAACAAAUCAGUGGAUACUUUAAUGCUCCCAAGAAGAAGCGACGAUCAUCCCUCUACAAUAGUCCACCAUCGAAAUGAUACCAAUUCUUUGGGAGUCUCCUCUGCUAGAGGCCCUCAUUACCGAAAAGCAUUUCCAGCAAGUUGGAUUCCAAGUAGCAAUAGCAGCAAGUUCAAAGGAAUAGGAAAUCCUGAAUACAAUUCUAUCAACACUGCUGGAAAUGCGAUCAAACAUAGUUUCAAAGAGUUUAAGAAAAAUAUUAGGGAUGGCGUUGAAAGAGGUGUGACAACAGUGAGAAACGCUCCGUCGUUCAUCAAGUCUGUUCCAAAGAAAAUUAUUCCAAAACAAAACACAAUUUACAGUAAUUCUAAAGAUGAUAUUAAGCUUGAUAUUUUAGAAGAUUUUCCUCCUUUUGAAGAGCAACAACGAGAGGCUAUUGGAGAGGUUUAUAUUACUAAUAUUCAAACUAGAAACUUAAAGUCAGUGGAGGGAUAUGUUGCCGAGCCUGUGUCUACACAGAAUUCACAAAAACAAGCAAAAGGUUCUAUCCUUUCUAUGGAAAAAGAAAGCAUUCAAACAUCUCCUCGUUCUACUGACAACAGUACCGAAAAUAUUUUGUAUGAAGACUAUAUCACCUAUUGUGAAGUACUUUGUGAGGGAAAAAAGCAUAUAACCAUGCCUCUCGCAGGAGCUUACCUUAACAAAAAGCUUAAAUGGUCGGAAGAGUUUAAAUUCUACAUAUCUGACGAAACUAGUUCAAUUUCUGUUGAAAUUUUUCAUAGCCCUGUCAAACCAAAAUCGAAAAAUCAAAUUAUUUGUUUGGGAUUUGUCUCAAUCCCUCUUUCAAAAGUGAAAAUAGCAAAGGAAAGAAUACUCGAUGAUUGGUUUUCACUGACAACUCCUCUUGGAACCAAGCUGUAUACUCAAGUUCAUUUACAAAUUCAAUAUGUUCCCUACCAAAAUCCAGCUCUUUCUGCUGCUGACUUAGAACUUCUCGAUAAUAUGAGUUUGGAACCUACAUUUAAUCAGUCAAGUGAGCCAUUGAAAAGCAAGCCUCAACAAAAGGCGUUGCUUGAUGCCCUAAAUAUUGAUGUUCAGGAUUCCUCUCUAGAAAAUUUAUCUUCAUUAGCGGACCAGAGUGAUGGAUCAUUCUCCUUGAAUAUUCCAAUGGUUAAAAACAAUUUGAUAUUUGAGAAUUAUCAACAUGGAAAAGAUCAAAAAGUCAUUCAAAGAGUUCAAGAUGAAUUGAAAAAUAUUGAUAAUACUUUGAGAAGUGAAAUGCAAGUGUUGAAAUCGGACCUUGCUGAAACCAAAAAACAGAUACUUGACGUGCAUGAAGUCUCUAAAAUACAUUUAUCUGUAAAACAAAAGAAAAUUGACAACCUGAAAAACAAAGUAGACAAGUUGGAAUCCAGAAUGAAUCACCUUUCUAAUGUAGUUCUGCAAUUGAAUUCAGCCCACUCCACCACAAAGGAUAAAGUCAUAAGCCAUGAUGAAGACCUGAAGCUCUAUGAAAGUAGAAUCAAGGAAUUAGAAAAUAAGGUUCAAUUACUCCACAGUCAGCGUGUUUCCAUCAAACUGAAGGAGUGGAUUUUUUACUUUUUGGCUAUUUUGCUUUUCGUUUUCUCCAAAAUUAUUGUAUUAACAGGAUAUGUUUACAAGCGUAUCAAAUUAAGACGACCACCUCAAAGUAAUGACAUGGAUGACACCUCAGAUGACGAAGAUACGUUUUCUGAAUUGAGAAAGAGAAUGGAUGGAGCAGAGAAGAAAUAUAGACAAAUGGCGACAAACACCAAAAAUAUGGAAUUAAUCAGCGAAGAACCUCGAAAGAACAAUACAACGACAAACAUAUUCUCCAUGCUCUCCCCACUCUUACCAUUUCUACAAAAGGCGAAUGAGAUUGAGGAAAAACUAAGCAGCAAUUCCCAGAUCUUCACUGGUUCUUCGAAACAUAAGUCCUCUUUCUCAAACUUUUCUGAACCCACGUUUAAAGAAAACAAUCGUGAAGCAUACCAAGAUGUUGAUAUUGACAAAAUAAUGGUUUCUAAAAAGAAUUCAAAGGUGCGGUUUGACUCGUCUUCUUCAUCGGAUGAUGAAGAAGAAAGACUUGUUAGAGAAUUUAACAGUAAGAGGAUGAGCAAGUCCGCAUCGUUGUCAUCCAUCACUAGCUCAGACGAGACUGCCUCUUUCAUGACCUCAGCACCCGAAACAAGCGAUUCACUAGUAUCAUCAAACAGCAGAAAUGUAAGGGAAAACCCAAUGCAUGGAAUAAGCUCAGUAAGUCCCAUAAUGGAGUCUUCAAACACGAGUUUGCUCAGCAUCCAAAUGCCAGAGCAUCAACAAACAUUUUUACUCAAUCAACUCAAAAAAUCAUUUGACAGGUUAGACGAAUAUGACGAGAUGAAUGAGGCCAGUCCUGACACCACCUCGAAAAAUUCAAAUGAACUUGAUAAUUCAAGCAUGUUGUCUGAAAACGCAGUCUCUCCAAACAUGCAACCCUCCUCCAGCGGUAUUGCAGAGGUAAAGGACCAAGUGGAUUCAAAAGAGCAAUCGAUUAUUGAAGAAACAGAAAAGCUUCAGUCAAUAUCACGCUUCUUUAGAAAAUCAGAAAGUAAUUUAUCAAAUGUGAAGCUAAAUGAAAGAUCAAAAGCUCAUGAAGAUGAGGAAUCUGGAGAUGAUUUUGAUUCGUGGUUCAAUAAAGUGAAAUAA